Messenger RNA from Rhinichthys klamathensis goyatoka, 1035 nucleotides. RefSeq names its product NHL repeat-containing protein 3-like. Gene Ontology annotation, molecular function: ubiquitin protein ligase activity; translation repressor activity; protein binding. The transcript has 5 exons. The coding region runs from base 1 to 1035 and encodes 344 amino acids. NCBI's taxonomy places the organism in Eukaryota, Metazoa, Chordata, Actinopteri, Cypriniformes, Leuciscidae. The record is from RefSeq and is a predicted model, not a curated record. Gene Ontology annotation, biological process: negative regulation of translation; proteasome-mediated ubiquitin-dependent protein catabolic process; protein polyubiquitination.
AUGGCCCUCGGUGGACGCCUCGACGCUCCCCCGCCCCCGGUGGACCGCGACGGCUCCUCUGGUGCCUUGGGCAGACGGCAGGAGUCCCCCGCUCCCUGCUCCUCCCCUUCACUGGCGGAUGACAGCAGGCUCCGGCCCACGGCAAGCGGUGGUGACUCCUCCUCUCCCUCCCGGAAGGGCCGCCCCUCCAUUCCCAUGCGGUCGGCGGCGAGCUCGGGCGUCCCACCGGCAACUCACCCCAGCGCCCCGCCUCGAGCGUCCAUGGCUGCUCCUCCCCCGCUCCCUGCUCCUCCCCUUCUACGGCGGACGGCAGCAGGCUCCGGUCCGCGGCGGCGACUCGCGCACCAUGCUCGAUGGCACCGCGGAUUCCCCACUGUGGUCCUGCUCACCACAGUAUGGCCGUUCGGGCACACGGUGAAGCAGUAUUCUCCGGACGGGAAGCUCCUGCCGGUUCUGGGUUCCCCCGGGAAAGCCGGAUCUUCUCUCAGUCCGCUGCAGUUCGACCAGCCGGCAGAGAUCUUCAUCCACAGCUCCGGAGAAAUCUACAUCGUGGACGGAGACGGCGGCCUGAACAACCGGCUGAUCAAACUCUCUCCAGAUCUGCAGGUUCUCUGGAUGCACGGAGAGAGAGGUCCAGGACUGGCUCAGUUAUACAUCCCUCACAGUGUGGCGGUCGACGGCUAUCAGAGGGUGUGGGUCGCAGACCGGGGGAACAAGCGUAUCCAGGUGUUUAACUCGGUGACGGGCGACUGGCUCGGGUCGUGGGGAAGCUGCUUUAAAGACGACGCGCCGUACUCCGUCAGAUUCACUCCCGACCAGAAGUACAUAGUGGUGGCCCAGUUAAACACCAAUCAGAUCGCUCUGCUGGAGGCUCCGCCCAUCGGCAUCAUCGGCCAGUGUCAGGUGAUCAGCACCAUUGAGCUGGCUGAAGAUGUGAAACCACACCUGGUGGACCUGGACCUGAAGAGUUCUGACCUGUACGUGGCCGAGAUCGGAGCCGGUCAGGCCCAGCGGUUCGUCCCGCUGAGUGUUUAG